CUCUUCGGAAAAAAAAGCAAGGAAAAUCUGCGUGGGGAGAAAUCACUUUUCUGGAAAAUGGAAUCCUUUUUGUCUCUUGAUGAGCUAUGUAUUAGUUUCUCGGAUCACGAUUUGAGAACCAGCGCUGAUUCCAGAACCCAAGACCAACAUGAAAAGGAUUCUUGCUACGUACUAAAGGACAGCAAAGACCACCGAGGCUCGCUUUGCGUGCGGGAUGACUUUCAUAAACAGAGAAAAGGUAAAAUGAAAGAAUUCCAUCUUGAAGCCGAUAAUGUCGUGGCAAAAAACGAUAGUCGAAAUACAUAUGCUUGCAAAUUACCAGAUAUAAAACCCACCAAUAAAUCGAUGCAAAUGAUUCAUGUUAUGGCGGGGAAAAUGGGACGGAGUCGAAAGUUUUACUCCAUCAAUGCGGACGAUUUCACAGUUGGAGCAAAGCCAGGGACGUUUAGUGAUCUAAGAAGCGAGGAGAGAGAAGAGCUGAACGCCAGCAGAAGACGCCGAAAUCACUUGCCACUUGGGGAAAGUAAAAACUAUUCUGGUGGACAAAACUGGAAAUGUAAUCCUGCAAAUGAUGCGAAGUCUCUCAUGGCUAAUUGGACCAGGGGAAAAGAACCGUACUCCGGCUCGGCGCAAAGCGGGUUCUUGGCAGCCUCACAGAGGAAAAUCUUUUCCCCUCGUCAAUCAGUGAAAAGUGGCCCCCAACUGAUCGAAGUAAACGAAGAAUUUGCUGAGACCUUACAAAUGGAUUUACCGCAAAAGGUUACUAAAUUUCUAGAAAUGGAAAUCUCGCUUAUCAAGGGAAGAGAGAAAACAAAUGCGAUGCAAAAGCGUAAAGGAAGUGUCUUUUCCACCUACCGUGCUUCUGAUACCCCGGAAGGUGUCGAUCUUAAAUUGAUAAAAACGAGAAAAUCUUGGGAUUCUGCCUAUCUUGACAGGAUGGAAAGAUUAUAGAAAUGCAAACUCACAUUAUGUACGUGGCUGGAGAAAACAGCUGCC
This is a messenger RNA of Porites evermanni, 996 nucleotides long. Lineage: Eukaryota; Metazoa; Cnidaria; Anthozoa; Scleractinia; Poritidae. The record is from the annotation of a GenBank genome assembly.